This is a messenger RNA of Drosophila persimilis, 5117 nucleotides long. RefSeq names its product integrin alpha-PS2 (gene if). The transcript is spliced from 11 exons. Gene Ontology annotation, biological process: cell-matrix adhesion; cell-cell adhesion; cell adhesion mediated by integrin. Lineage: Eukaryota; Metazoa; Arthropoda; Insecta; Diptera; Drosophilidae. Gene Ontology annotation, cellular component: external side of plasma membrane; integrin complex. Gene Ontology annotation, molecular function: integrin binding. The record is from RefSeq and is a predicted model, not a curated record. Bases 16 to 4122 code for a protein of 1368 amino acids.
AAGGGAAUCAAAACGAUGACAGCCCGCCGUCAUCACCUGAGUCCGGGGCUGGCCCUGGUCCUGAUGCUCCUUGUGAACGAGGUUCACAUCUCGAUUGGCUACAACAUCGAUCUGCCCAGCUAUGUGCGGUACCAGCAGGCCACCAAUUCCAUGUUCGGCUUCAGCAUUGCCUUGCACAAGGCCCGCAAUGACUACUUCGCCAACCAAAACAAUGUCAGCCUGAUUGUGGGUGCCCCCAAAUACGAUACGUCCCGGUUUCAGCCCGGCGUUGUGGAGGCCGGUGGCGUCUUCAAAUGCAGCAUGAAAGACGAUGACUGCAAAUUGGUGCCCUUCGAUUCCAAAGGUAACAAUCGGAAUACAGAGGGCGAAAUCGUAGACAGGAAGUCCUACCAAUGGCUGGGAGCCACUGUGGCCACAGGACGAGACAACGAUUUGGUUGUGGCCUGUGCACCGCGAUAUGUGUUCCACACGAUGACGCCAUCGAGGGCGAUGCGCUAUGACCCAGUGGGCACCUGCUUCACCUCCCAUAACUUCGAGCAGUUCCACGAGCUAUCCCCCUGUCGGACAAACAACUGGGGUUAUCAUCGCCAGGGCUCGUGUCAGGCCGGCUUCAGUGCAGCCGUCAACAAAAAUGGCUCGCGUUUGUUCAUUGGCGCACCUGGCAGUUGGUACUGGCAAGGACAAACCUACUCAAUACCGCCCGAUGCCGAGUUUCCAUUUAAGCCGCCUUAUUAUCAGCCCUUCGGCACUGGAGGUCAGGCCUCCUCCCACGAUGUGACCAAGCCGGAGAACCAAGUCUUCUCCACGGUCGAGAGCACCUCGGUCAACGAUGACUCGUAUCUGGGGUACUCCAUGGUCACCGGCGACUUUGAUGGCGAUCGCAGUGAGGAUGUGGCCAUUGGCAAGCCCCGUGGCGCCAAUCUUACUGGCCAGGUCGUGGUCAACCGCUGGAACAUGGCCAAUAUCUUGAAUAUUACUGGUCGACAGAUUGGCGAAUACUUUGGCUACGCCCUAGCCUCCAGCGACGUGGAUGGCGAUGGCCUGGACGAUCUCAUCAUUGGUGCACCCAUGUUCACGGAGUUGGACAACGUGGAGGGCAAGUACGAUGUAGGCCGCGUCUAUGUGCUGAUCCAGGGCGGGCACACUGCUGCCCAGUUCUUUACCACGGAGCAUAUACGCGACGGAUUCCAGACGAAGGGUCGCUUCGGUCUCGCCCUCACCACCCUCGGUGAUGUGAAUGGCGAUGGCUAUGGCGAUUUUGCUGUGGGCGCUCCCUAUGACGGACCCGAGGGCAGGGGCGUUGUGUAUAUCUACCAUGGAUCGUCGAUGGGUCCGCUGGCGAAACCCUCGCAGAUCAUACGCGCUGAGCAGCUGGUGGAAGGUGCCCCCUAUCCGCGGACCUUCGGCUUUGCUCUCUCGGGUGGCGUGGACAUGGAUGGUAACACCUAUCCGGAUCUGGCUGUGGGCGCCUACAGUUCCGAUCGGGUGUACCUGUUUAAGUCCCGGCCCGUGGCUGCUGUCAAUGCGGAGACGACCUUUGCCAGUCCCUCGAAGCUGAUCAGCCUCGAUGAUCGCAGUUGUCAGCUCCAGAGGGAUCAUAAGAGGGUGCCCUGCAUGCUGCUGACCACCUGCUGGAGCUUCACCGGCCGCUACUUGCCCGAUCAGCUGGACUUUGAUGUGUCCUGGCUGCUGGACGCCAAGAAGGUGCGCAAUCCCCGCAUGUUCUUCCUUCGGGAUGAGGGCAAGAAUAUCAGGAACCAGACGAUCCGUUUGAAUUAUGGCCAAAAUUACUGCCUCAACGAAACGGUCUACAUAAUGGACAAGGUCCAGGACAAGCUCACGCCCUUGGAGGUCGAGGCCCGCUACAAUCUGCGCAGCAAUCGUCCCCUCGAGCCCGUGGUUCGACGCAGGCGCGGCAUCCUCGAGCCGGUAAUCGAUCAGAACCGUGAGAUCGUCGUGCGCGAUGCCAUCAACAUCCAGAAGAACUGUGGACCCGACAACAUCUGCGAGCCCGAUCUCAAGUUGGAAAUCAAAACCGUGGAUAAAUAUCUGUUUGGUUCGCCCGAACCACUCACUGUCGAAGUCCUGAUCUCGAAUAACAACGAGGAUGCCUUCGAGGCAGCCUUCUAUAUGAUCACACCCCGGGACCUGGAGUUCCGUAAGCUACAGCAGCUGGGAGAGAAGAAGGACACGCCCAUUACCUGCUCGGCCCCCACGCCGGCGAACAAUCAUACGCUCAAGUGCGACAUUGGCAAUCCCCUGGAGUCCGGACAAAUUGCCCACUUCAUGAUCAGCCUAGUGCCGGCGGACAAGUACGGCAGCUCGUCCAGCUACGAAUUCUACUGGGAGGCCAACUCCACAAACGUGGAGAAAGAGGGCUCCCACUUCGACAAUAUCUACCGCAAGAGCGUUGGCAUUUGGGUGGACACGGAUUUGGAUAUCAAGGGCACAUCCCUGCCGGACUAUCAGCUGUACAAGGCCGACGACUACAAGUCGCUGCAGAAUGCCACCGUCGAAGAGGAUAUCGGACCGCAGGUAGUGCACAUCUACGAGAUACGCAACAAUCGCCCGUCGAUCAUCGAGGAGGCCGAGGUCUACAUCCACUAUCCCUACGAGACCAUUGUGGGGGAUCCGCUGAUGUAUCUGCUCAGCCAGCCGGAGACGGGCGGCAAGAUCCAAUGCGAGAAGGUGUACGAAGUCAACGAGCACAACCUGAAGCUGGACGAUAAGCUGAAGAACAAGUCAUAUCUGCACGCCCAGGGCGCCAUCAGCAAUUCGGUGCAGUUCAGCAGCCAGGCGGCGACUGGUGCCGCUGCUGGCGGCGCUGAGAGAGCUGAGGGUCACCUGGAGAUCUCUCAGGGUUCCCAGGGCGGGCAGGCCGUGACCGUCAGCCAGACGGAGGCCAAGAAUCGUCUGACCCCCAAGCAGGUGGCGUUACUGGAGCGUGAGGAUGCCCUCGAUGUGCCCGGCGAUGCAUCGUAUGUCCAUCAGGAUCGUGCUAGUCAAGCGGUGACCAUCGACCAACAGGAGCCUCGCAUCAAUCAGAGCACCUUCACGACCAUCUCCUCCUCCAGGUCGGGCUCGGGCUCGGGCUCGGGCUCGGGCUAUGGCUCCGGUCAUCCCAGUGCCCAGCUCCGAGGCCACAGCACUCAGGGACACAUUCAGAUGGCCGGCCUGCCCCGGCAAUCCACUAUCGUGAGCAGCAGCUCUGGGUAUACGUCGGCGGGACCACAGGCUGGUGGCGGUGGUGCCAACUUUGCUGACAAAUCCAUGUAUGGGGGACGCAGUGGCAAUUUCCAUGCAGGAACCCUGGAUCUGGGCAGCAUACCACGCAGUAAUGUGGACAACGAUCUAUACAGGUCCAGCCAGCUCCAGGGUCAGGGACAGGGACAGGGACAGUUUCACACCCAGUCGUACGGACAGGGGCAAGGGCAGGGCCAGUUCGGAGCUGCGCCAGGUGGCUAUCAUGUGACGUACAGCUCUGGGAGCAAGCCCUACUAUGGGCGCGAGAAUGGGGACUACUACGACGAGGAUAUACUCCAGCAGGGUCCUGGUCAGAGUCAGGGCCAGGGCCAGGGCGGGCAAGGACACUGGUCCUCGUCCAGCUCUAGCUCUUCGCAACGUCGCUUCCGUCGCAACAGCGACCAGGACCAGGAGCAGCCCCAGCAGAUCGACCUGAACUCGCCUUGCCAGUCGGCCCGCUGUCGCACCAUCCGCUGUGUGGUGACCAACCUGGGCACCGAGGACGGUGAUGCCGCAUUUGUGGCCAUUCGCGCCCGCAUGGUGGCCAAGACCAUGGAGAAGCUGGCCUCGAACGUACCUCUCAAUGUGUCCACGCUGGCCGUGGCCAACGUAACCCAGCUGCCAUUCAUUGGCCAGCCAAAGGACAAGAUCAUCAAGUCGCACGAGAUCUUCUACAAGGCGGAACCGGAGCCGCAACAGGUGCCGGAUGUGGUGCCCCUCUGGGUGGUGGUGUUGGCCGCGUGUGCGGGUGCGCUCAUAUUCCUGCUGCUCGUCUGGCUGCUUUACAAGUGCGGCUUCUUCAAUCGCAACCGACCCACGGAUCACGCCCAGGAGCGACAGCCCCUUCGCAAUGGCUACCAUGGCGACGAGCAUCUGUAGAGCUCUCCUCCCAGUUCUUCAUGCAACAUGAAAUAACAACAACAACAACAACAACAGCAAUAACAGUACCAACAAAUUACGAACUCUUAACAUCGUACUAAAACAGAGACAAACACACACAACAAAAUCAAUGUACUAAAAACAAGGAAACUGUUCUACGAUGUACUAAACACACAAGAAAGAACCGGCUUCUCCGAAGGAAUACCGCCGAAAGGAUGGCUGCAAACAGUUUUCGAUAACUGCCACUGUCGGCGCAUUGCAGAGAACACUGUACUCUACGAGUAUAACCGGUUCAACAGAGACAACAACAACAAAAACAGAACUUGCCUAGUCACGAUAUAAAGAACUUUCUAAUGCGUAAAGGUUUUUAAUUUGUAAUAUUUAAACCUUAUGAUAUCCAGAUGUUUAUUAUUAUUUUUAUUUUUUUGAAAUUAUUUUAUUUUUUUUACAUAGUUUUGUCUUUUGCAAAAAUGGAUUCUCCCGAAAAGUUAAACAAGUGCUAUAUUAAUCUGUACUAAAGAAGCGGAGUAACAGAACCUAAUGCUAAGUGAAUGAAUGUCUGGAAAGCGUAUGAGUGCGAAUGAUUGAUGCAAUGGGUGUGAAUGAGUGGGAGUGAUAUGUAGCUAAAAUGUGAAAACGAAAAAGAAACGAUUAUAGAUAAGUGCCGGGAAUAGAAAUGAAAUGAAACUAAAUUAAUUGAAAUGCUGCCCACAGAGAAGCUGUCCUAUACAUAUAUACAUAUAUACUGCCACGCCCUCUAGCCAGCAGCUAUAUAACAACAAUAACAGCAACCAAAAAAAAAUAAAAAAUUUAUAGGUGCUACUCUAGAGUUCUCUUUUUUUUUUUCUUUUCUUGAAGAUUGUUGACGCUUUUCACUAAAUUACGAAAGAUGUUUUUUGAAAUACAUUUAUAAGUGUGGAAGAUUGUGUUUGCCAAACUCAAAGUUUGCCAGCUGCAACGCCAAAAUGUGUUAAAAAAGCUAAAACAAAAGAAUU